AUGAGAUCUAUUCUUUCAGCUGUUGGGCUUUUGGCUCUCUCCGCCUUUGUCAAUGCUGCGCCGACGCCAAUUGAAGAGCGGUCACCCAACCCAAGCCCUGGCGGCAUACCCAGCACGGCGAACGCAAAAUCCCAGCUCGCUGCCUUGACUGUUGCCACUGCGGUUGACGAUGGCUCGUAUGACCGUGACCUCUUCCCGCAUUGGAUUGAGUCUGGUGGCUGCAGCACCCGAGAGACUGUACUCAAGCGCGAUGGCACUGGUGUCACAACGGGCUCUGACUGUUACCCUACCGCUGGCUCAUGGAAGUCUCCUUAUGACGGCGCAACCUGGACUGCACCUUCAGACAUUGACAUUGACCACAUGGUUCCUCUUAAGAACGCCUGGAUCUCGGGUGCAAGCAAGUGGACCACAUCCAAGCGUCAGCAAUUUGCCAACGACUUGACCAGACCACAGCUCUGGGCGGUGACGGACGACGUCAACAGCUCCAAGAGUGACAAGAGCCCCGAUGCGUGGAAGCCUCCUUUGUCGUCCUUCUACUGUACCUACGCGAAGAGCUGGGUGGCUGUCAAGUCCUAUUGGGCCCUUACGAUUACCAGUGCUGAGAAGUCUGCGCUGACAAGCAUGCUUAACACGUGCUAA
Molecule: messenger RNA, 639 nt
Organism: Neoarthrinium moseri
Lineage: Eukaryota; Fungi; Ascomycota; Sordariomycetes; Amphisphaeriales; Apiosporaceae
Exons: 3
Coding region: 1-639 (212 amino acids)
Source: RefSeq, a predicted model, not a curated record